Molecule: messenger RNA, 1104 nt
Organism: Penicillium canescens
Lineage: Eukaryota; Fungi; Ascomycota; Eurotiomycetes; Eurotiales; Aspergillaceae
Product: SWIRM domain-containing protein
Exons: 3
Coding region: 1-1104 (367 amino acids)
Biological process (GO): regulation of transcription by RNA polymerase II; chromatin remodeling
Cellular component (GO): SAGA-type complex; nucleus
Molecular function (GO): protein binding; transcription coactivator activity; chromatin binding
Source: RefSeq, a predicted model, not a curated record
AUGAAUCGUCUCCCCUCUGUUUCUAGCCUCAUGUCACCCCCCGAGACUAAACCCCUCGAGACCUUUUCGGCCUCGCGUUCCCCGUUUGCAAAGCCUCGAGAUUCCUCCAUUGGUGACAUAAAGCUUCCACCUAUCUCAGCUGAUCGAAAGCGGACGCAGUCAGAGAUGGAUCUUCCAUCGCCACCUGUGACCCCGUACACAGGGAACAAGAAAUCCAAGUCACAGGCAUCCGACCCAGUCGAAAGAGACGGAUCCUCAAGGGAUCCCGUUCUCUUUCCUCGCCAGGACUCCAUUACUGAUGUUACUACCGAUGAACCGCUUUUCGGUCCCGUCAAUCCAACUGCAGAGGCUCUCAUGGAGCAGCAUAUUAAUUCCCACAUGGCGAGGUUUGCAAACAAAGUGAAUAAACCCACCCGGGGUGAAUAUCUCCUGGCGCUCUCCUGUGUCCCUAUUGUCUCGACUCAGUAUAACCGGAACCCGGCUGCCUGGGCUCGCGAGGAACGGGAGACCUUGGAGCGUCAGUUGGUCAUGAUGAACCGCUACCGCCCAGACGACGAACCCAAGUUGAAGAAGAUUGCUCCUGCCUCAAAGAAGUUGGGAACCCAGCCGCGUGUGCAGCGGACCCGAGUCAAGCGCACCCCCAAAUCUACCCCCAAGCAACAGCCACGUGCCCUAGGCACCAACCGGGAUGACACUGAUUUCCAUUCCCUCCCGGACUUCUCGCCUCCGCUGGAAACGCUAGGCAGUAAUGCUAAAGCGCUGAAAGCCGAUUGGAAAGGGCAGAUGUUGGACCUGAGCAAUGACCCGGACAGACAUCUUCUCAGUCCCGCCGAGCUCAACCUUGCCUCCACCCUUAGACUUUCUUGUGCCACGUACCUCUGCAGCAAACGCCGCAUCUUUGAAGCUCGGCUUCGAGCCCUCGGUGUUGGCAAAGAGUUCCGCAAGACAGAUGCUCAACAGGCUUGCAAGAUCGAUGUCAACAAAGCUAGCAAGCUUUGGACUGCCUACGAACGUCCUGGUGGCAAUUUCAUGGGCCAGGGAAUGCACAUUCAUGACCCCGAAUCUCCUCUCCCAUGGGCCGACAAGUCCACUCUCUCAGGCUGA